CCCACCCAUAUACAAUUGCAAGAGCCUUAUCCAACGACACGCACUCACACACCCAGUUUCCGCCUAACUGACUUUGACUCAGUACCUGAACUAUUCGACAUAUUGUUUCAUCGCAGCUACGACGACCGUCGAGUCGUUUCCGAGUUCCGGCGUGCUGACUACAUCAUCAUCAUCAUCCCAGUCAACCUACGCCCUUCAACGUUUAUUUCAAGUUACAGAACUACCAAUGGAUCGGAGAGCAUCUACGAGCAAUGGAAGGCGACGCGGCGACACGCUCGUCGCGCACGCCUAUGUCGCCGUACACGGAGGUGCAGGUGUGCACCGCGAAUCCACCGAGAAGGAAGUUAAACAAGCUAUGAAAGACGCUUGCAUUAAGGCGAUCGAAUUAAGCGCCAAAACCGACGCCUCGGCUCUCGACAUGGUCGAAAGCGCGAUUUGCGUCUUGGAGGACGAGCCGCACCUAAACGCGGGCGUCGGCUCGAACUUGACGCUCGACGGAACGGUGGAAUGUGAUGCGGCGAUGAUGUCUGGUCCGUGUCAUGCGUUUGGAAGUGUCGGUGCUAUUCCAGGAACUAAGAACCCCAUCAAAGUCGCAAGGUCCAUACUCGAGUAUUCAGCAAAGGAAGACAAGUUGGGCCGUAUCCCGCCUCUAACACUAGUAUCCACAGGCGCAGCCUCAUUCGCCAAAUCCAACGGAAUCGAACCCGUCUCCCCAUCCUCACUGAUAACACCCGAAUCCCAGUCGCAAUGGAAGAAAUGGAAAGAUAGGUUGCGGUCCCCGAAUGCAAUAGACACCACUUCGUCUCCAAGUUCACCCCCGACAACGAGUUUCAAAGAGAAACUCACAAUUGACGAAGUCCGGUCUCCCAACGAAAUGCAAAGGAGAUUGGAUGAAUCGCUGCGGGAUAGGCAGGACACGGUAGGAGCGGUAGCGUGGCAUCCGAGGGAGAGAAAGGUUGUAGCGGGCGUGUCGAGUGGUGGAAUGCUGUUGAAGCUGCCUGGGAGGGUCGGAGAGGCUGGAGUUUAUGGUGCAGGUUGUUGGGCCCAACAGGGGGAGAGCUUGGAAGGGAACCACGAGAUUGGGGUAGCUUGCAGCGUCUCUGGAACCGGCGAACAUAUAAUGCGGGCCCAACUCGCUCGAACAAUCGGUGAACGGGUAUUCACUGCUCUGCAAGCAAGAUCGGCGCACGAAGACGAACCAACGAAAGACGAAGCGGACAACGAAGACGAGGACGACGAUUUUGACGAAGACAUUGAACACGACCCUUUGGAUCCACACACGAUCCUUGAGCAAACGCUCGGGAAAGAGUUUUGGGAGACGUUCAGGAAGGAAGGAGAGCUCAGUCCGAGUGCAGGGGUGCUGUUGAUGACGAGAGAAGUCGACCGCAACGGAGAAUGCUUGGGUGAGUGCAUUGACGCAAACGAGGCGGAAAGAUACUGA
Coprinopsis cinerea okayama7#130 is the source of this 1441-nucleotide messenger RNA. Its product is annotated as asparaginase. Gene Ontology annotation, molecular function: threonine-type endopeptidase activity. The record is from RefSeq and is a predicted model, not a curated record. Lineage: Eukaryota; Fungi; Basidiomycota; Agaricomycetes; Agaricales; Psathyrellaceae. The coding region runs from base 227 to 1441 and encodes 404 amino acids. Gene Ontology annotation, biological process: protein maturation. The transcript is spliced from 7 exons.